Molecule: messenger RNA, 354 nt
Organism: Protopolystoma xenopodis
Lineage: Eukaryota; Metazoa; Platyhelminthes; Monogenea; Polystomatidea; Polystomatidae
Source: the annotation of a GenBank genome assembly
CGUGUUGAUGAUGAUGAGGGACGAAACUAUGAACUCGGUCACUGUGCAGUCAAGUGCAUGCGUACAAUCCUUAUGGGCUGGAUGCGACAAGCGACAAGAUUGGAGCAGUUCAAAAAGACUCAAAACCUUGAUACUUGCCUCCACAGCCGAUUUCAUUAUUCAACUGGCGAGCCAAUUUACAACGAUGAUUACAAGCAUCUACAAAUGGAUUGUGUUGGUCUCUUUGUUCUCCAACUAGUUCAAAUGAUCAGCUCAGGUUUACAGGUAGCCUCUUCUUCCUUCACUACUGACUUAUUUAGAUUAUCUACACAAAAACUGAAGUGGCCUUUGUUCAGAAUCUCAUUUUCUACUUAG